Molecule: messenger RNA, 270 nt
Organism: Eimeria mitis
Lineage: Eukaryota; Apicomplexa; Conoidasida; Eucoccidiorida; Eimeriidae
Exons: 1
Coding region: 1-270 (89 amino acids)
Cellular component (GO): membrane
Molecular function (GO): ATP binding
Source: RefSeq, a predicted model, not a curated record
AUGGUGGUGGUGGUGGUGGUGAUGGUGGUGGUGGUGGUUGUGGUGCUGCUGCUGCUGCUGCUGAUGGUGGUGGUGGUGGUGGUGGUGUUGCUGCUGCUGCUUUUGCGGGGCUCAAGAGAUGAGACACAACAACAGCAGCAGCAGCAGCAACAGCAGCAACAGCAGCAGCAGCAACAGCAGCAGCAGCAGCAACAGCAGCAACAGCAGCAGCAGCAACAGCAGCAGCAGCAACAGCAGCAGCAGGAACCGCAGCAGCAGCAACAGCAGUAG